AUGCCAAUCUUUACCAAUCUACGACCAUUUGUUCGACUCUUUUCAACUCAGCCAGUUCACCAUUUUCCACUUCAACCCGCUAAACAAAGAAAGACAACACCUUUUAGGCAUCCAAAGCGCCCUCAUAUCAUCGAUCCUAUCAACAUCGAUCCCACUGCUCGAGUCUUCUCCUUGACUGAGGAUCCCGACAUCUUAUUUGUGGUUAGAGAACCGAAAAGUCUCAAGACAUUGGAUUACGGAAGUCUCUCCCGCGACCCAUUCGAGUCUCUCGAAGGCGAACCAAAUCCAUCUGACUCUACACCAUCAUCUCAUUUACCCGGGCUAUCACAUCCGAUCCUUUCUGCCGCCUCACCAACGGUAUCUACAUACCUUCCACCACCUCUUCGCUCUCCUCCUCAACAUCCCGAGUCACUCACUCCUGAAAUUCUUCAAGAAAUCCGUUUGCUGAGACCUACUCAUUCUUUAACACAACUGAGUAAAAAAUUCGGUGUUUCUCGGAUCUCGAUUCAAAUGUUAGGGUUUGGUGAUGAAGAAUCUAGAACUCAGAUUGCUUUACGAAAUGAGCUUAGAAAUCAACGAAGGGAGAAACGAUGGAGUGUGUCAAAAUUGGCUCGGAGGGAGGAGAAGCGAGCUAGGCGAAGCUUAUGGUGA
Melampsora larici-populina 98AG31 is the source of this 651-nucleotide messenger RNA. RefSeq lists its product as uncharacterized. The transcript has a single exon. The coding region runs from base 1 to 651 and encodes 216 amino acids. The record is from RefSeq and is a predicted model, not a curated record. NCBI's taxonomy places the organism in Eukaryota, Fungi, Basidiomycota, Pucciniomycetes, Pucciniales, Melampsoraceae.